Molecule: messenger RNA, 13463 nt
Organism: Guillardia theta CCMP2712
Lineage: Eukaryota; Cryptophyceae; Pyrenomonadales; Geminigeraceae
Exons: 6
Coding region: 1-13383 (4460 amino acids)
Biological process (GO): microtubule-based movement
Cellular component (GO): dynein complex
Molecular function (GO): ATP hydrolysis activity; minus-end-directed microtubule motor activity; ATP binding
Source: RefSeq, a predicted model, not a curated record
AUGGCUGAUCCUAGAUACAAGUACGUGCAAGAAAGGAUUGAGCAGGGGUUGAGGGGUUGGGAGUUCAGUCCAUCGGUCGAUUCUCUGCUCUCCCAAGGGAAGAACCGCCAAAUCCUUGAAGAUUUUAUGAAACCAAAUGGACCUGAAAAAAUGAUGAUAUGCUGUCAGCGAAGUACCAGCGGGAAGAAUAAGUUGUACAUGACCACGGGACAGGACGAAAUUCUGAAUGGCAAAUGCUGUUACUUCACAAGAGUUAAUCCGAAGGGGAUUGAUGUCAAGUCCUUUGAAUUGGAUUGCGCUUAUGGAGAAAUUGUUGGAAAUCCACUUUCAAACUUCAACGUGGUAGUACAAGACGUUUUCCGGUUUGCAGAAAUGCUCACAGAAGCUGUACACAGUCUGAAGGGUGGAAUUGAGUUGCCUAUGCCCGAUUCAAAAUAUGAAACAAUUCAACCCACCCAGCCGGCUUUCGCCAAAGCUGCUGUUGAUAGCGACGUCGUAACUCACUUCGAAAACAUCGUGGAGAGAUGGUGCUCGCAAAUUGAAGAUCUUCUCGAUGAAAAGCAACCUCCUUCCAAAGACGCUGAUGAUUCUGGCCCUGAGACAGAGUUCGAAUAUUGGAGGACAAGGAUGGCCAAAUUCAAUCAUGUUGUAGAGCAAUUGAAAAAGCCCAUCGCUAGAGUUGUGAUUGGUGUGCUCACUACCGCCAAAUCAAAACACUUGAAACGGUGGAAGCUAUGUGACAAUGGGAUCACUGACGCAUUGAACGAGGCCAAGGACAAUGUCAAAUACCUGUCUACUUUGCAAAAGUAUACAGAACCACUGUAUACAGGCACACCUGAAGCGAUCAUUGAAAGCCUUCCUGCUUUGAUGAACAACGUAAAAAUGAUGUUGACCAUUGCCAGAUACUACAGCACUCAAGAGCACAUGACAACUUUGUUUGUCAAGAUUACGAAUCAGAUGAUCAAAACUUGCAAGAAGAGUAUUGAAUGCCCUGUCAUUGGAGAGAACAAAGUCAGGUUGUGGGACCAGGACUAUGAAAGCUUGCUAAAACGACUGGAGAUGAGUCUUAAGUUGAACGAUGCGUAUCAAGAGCUUUAUCGCCUUACCAAAGAAAAGCUUCAGACCCAGCCCAAAGUGAAACAAUUCGAUUUCAAUGAAAGUAGAAUAUUCGGAAAAUUUGACCUUUACUGUAAAAGAGUUCAAAAGCUCAUGGAUAUGUUUACUACCAUAGUACAAUUCAGUGCCCUUGCAAAUAACAAAGUUGAAGGUAUGGAUUCUUUGAUUUCGCAAUUCUUUCAGCUUGUUGAUGACUUCAAGAAAAAACCUUACGACCUUUUGGACUACACCAAGAAUGCAUUUGAUCGUGAUUUUCUUGAGUAUAAUGUGAACAUUGCAGAAUUGGAGACUCAACUCCAAGGGUUCAUCAAUGCAAGUUUCGAAAACAUUACAAGCACUGAACAUGCUCUUGCGUUGCUUAAGCAAUUCGAGACCAUUCUGCAAAGGGAAACUCUCAAAUCCGAUCUUGACAGCAAGUACACCGUCAUCUUUCACAACUAUGGUCUAGAUUUAGAGACAGUGCAGAAAAUCUACGACAAGCAAAAAAAUGCCCCUCCGACUGUUCGCAACUCUCCACCAGUUGCAGGCAAUUUGAUUUGGGCGAGGCAGUUGCUUCGAAGAAUUGAGGACCCGAUGAAAAAGUUUCAAGCCAACAAGAACAUCAUGACCACCAAAGAGUCUAAAAAAAUCAUCAAGACUUACAACAAAGUAGCACGAGCUCUGAUCGAAUAUGAAACUCUUUGGCAUCAUGCUUGGUGUAAGUCUAUCGAGGCAGCAAAGGCUGGUCUUCAAGCUUCACUGAUUGUGAGACAUCCGAAAUCAGGAAGGCUCUUCGUGAAUUUUGACAGAGAGAUCUUACAGCUAAUGCGAGAGACAAAAUGCAUGCAGCGGAUUGGAAUUGAGGUUCCAGAAAGUGCAAAAAUGGUCCUGUUGCAAGAGGACAAAUUCAAAUCCUAUUUCAACCAACUUUUGUUUGUAUUGAAGGAAUACGACAGAGUCCUAGGAAAAGUCAUUCCUGUGAUUCGUCCACUUCUGAAGCCGCAUCUCGAUGAUUUGGACAGGAAGAUUCAACCUGGAAUGUUGAUGUUGACUUGGCAGUCCAUGAACAUUGAUGGGUAUCUGAACAGAAUUCAUCAGGGUCUUGCGAAAUUUGAAGAACUUGUCAAGAAGAUCAACGACCUCAUAGAAAACCGAGUGGAGUCAAAUCUCAAAUAUAUCAGCAAGACAUUGCUGGUUGAUAUUCAGUCAGAUUCUUCAUUCACUUUGGAUCAAUUCGUCAUCAUGCAAGAAAAGGUGACCAAGAAGAAAACUCAGAUGAUGGAUGCCAAGAAUCUCGAGGUUGAGCGUGCUGUUGAAGAUCUCAUCAACAUAGUGCUCAAUUUUCCCAUUGAAGACACGGAAGUUUCCAGUAUCAGCGAAGAGACGAUCCAGAAAUUGAGGGAUCACUAUAGCCGGCUCAUGUACUUGGCUAUCUUGAACACCACAAAGAGCUCCUUUCAUACCUUGAAGCGCAGGCUGGCAUCGCGAUCUGGAAUGGGGGCAAUAGUCGCUGACAAGCCCUUCUUUGACGUAAAUGUAGAGCUUGCAGUGCCACAUGUUACUAUGAACCCGAGCUUGGAUGAAAUUCAAGCAGCGAUCAAUCGAUGUGCCAUCAAUGUGUUGAAGUGUUCGAAGAGUAUUUGCCAAUGGGGCCAAGACCGUACACAAGAUGUCAACAAGCUCCAGACAUUUCACUCAUUGAUUGCCCAAGACCGCGAGAUCGUGAAAGUUGUCCUUUUGCUGACUGGAAGUGUUGAAGGUACAAAAAAACAAGUCCAUGAUUACCUCCAGACAUUUUUGCAAUAUGAACAUUUGUGGAAAAUGGACAAACAGGCUGAAUAUAAAAAGUUCAUGGCAACGGAACCGGACAACGAAGCAUUUGAUAAUGAAUUGAAGAAAUAUGUUGAAAUUGAGCUCACAAUCGACAAUAUUCAAAGGGUGCACAAUAUUGGAUGUAUGUCGUUGGAUACAAAUCCAGUGAAAAGCUCGCUAAAGUCAGAAGCUGCUGCAUGGAAGUCCCAAUAUUCUAGAAAUUUGCAUUCGCAAGCACGAGACGAAAUGUUAUCAUUGCAAGAUAUGAUGAAAGAGACACUUCAGAAGCUUGAGCGUCCAUUGAAUGAUUUAGAUGACGUGCGAGAUGUCAUGAAUGUGCUGAAAGGAAUUCGAGAGCGAGAGUCCGAGAUCGAUUAUCAGAUCAUACCUGUUCAAGAGAAGUAUCAACUGCUCUCAAACAACAACGUGUAUGUUGAAAAAGAGGAGUAUGACGAAUUGAGCAACCUUGAAGAGACAUGGAUCAGGGUCAAAUCUCAAGCAAUGGCUGCUGGAGACCGCCUUGCUAGCUUGCAAGCUGGGUUCAAACAAACCUUGACGGAAAAUGUGAAAGAAUUUGUUGCUGAUGCGAAAGAUUUCAGGCAAGAUUUUGUUGACAACGGCCCUAUGGUGCAGGGAAUUCCACCCAUGGAAGCUGCUGAAAGGUUGAACAAGUACAAGCGAUUGUUUGAAGAGCGACAAAGAAAAUGGGAUUCUUAUUGUGAAGGAGAAGAGCUGUUUGGUUUACCCAUAACCCAGUAUCCAGAACUGGAACAGUGCAAGAAAGAACUUGAACUGCUGGACAAAUUGUAUUCCUUAUACGUGAACGUGGUUCAAGGAAUCAAGGGAUAUGGCGAUCUGCUAUGGGCUGAUGUUGUAGCAAAUAUCGACAGCAUGACAGAAGCUGCCACUGCAUUUCAGUCUCAGUGCAAAAGAAUGCCCAAGCAGCUGAGAGAUUGGGAGGCUUACGGCGAGCUGAAGAAAACUAUCGAUGACUUCUUUGAAGUGCUGCCACUGUUGCAGCAAUGUUCAAACAAAAGCAUGAGAGUUAGGCACUGGAAGGCAAUAAUGCAAGUAUGUGGCAAACAGAUUCCGAUGGACGAAAAUGGUCCGUCGGCCGAAAACUGCAAAUUGCAGCAUGUGCUAGAUCUUGGAAUGGUUUCGUUCUCGGAAGAUAUUGAGGAUAUUGCCGGGGGAUCUGAAAAGGAGUUGCAGAUCGAGAACAAGUUAGACGCUAUCAUCCAAAUUUGGGAAGCCCAAGCAUUCGCAUUUUCCCCUUUCAAGAAUCGAGGUCCUGUCAUUCUUGAAAGCAAAGCUUUGGGUGAAAUCAUGGAAUCUUUGGAGGAAUCACAAAUGAAUCUUGGGUCAAUGGCUGGCAACAGAUACUCAGCUCCCUUUCGUGAGAGAGUUAUGGAAUGGAUAGCAAAUCUUUCCACGGUAUCAGAUGUUGUAGAGCAAUGGGUUGCAGUGCAGAAUCUCUGGGUGUAUAUGGAAGCGGUGUUCUCAAGUGGAGACAUUGCAAAACAACUUCCCCAAGAGGCAAAACGGUUUCAAACAAUUGACAAGAACUUCAUGAAGAUCACUUCCAAGGCAAACGAAGUUCCGAAUUGUGUUCAACUUUGCUGUGGGAAUGAGUUGAUGAGGACACUUUUGCCACAUCUCACGGAACAAUUAGAACUUUGUCAGAAGUCAUUGACGGGUUAUCUGGAAACCAAAAGAAAUUGUUUCCCUCGCUUCUACUUUUGCUCUGAUGGUGUCUUGCUAGAAAUUCUUUCUCAAGGUUCUGACCCUCAUGCAAUCGUUCAACAUUUGCAAAACGUCUUUGAUUCUUUAGCUGCGCUUUCAUUUGACAAGCAGAAGAAGAAUACUGCUGUCACUAUGGUUGCUAACGACAAAGAAGAAGUGAGGUUUUCGACUCCGUUGAAUCUUGGUGGAAAUGUUGAGGAUUAUCUAGGGGAUCUCGUGAAUCAAAUGCAGGAAACUUUGCAUGAUAUUUGCAGGGAAUGCGGAGCAGAAUGUGAAGGAAUGAGCUGUGAAGAAAUCGUCGAGAAGUUUCCAGCUCAAGUUGGCAUCAUGGCUAUUCAAUUCCAAUGGACCAAUGAAACAGAGGAUGCACUCAAGCGAGCUCGACAAGACAAGUCUUCCUUGCAUGGUUCGAAUAAGAAAGCACUGGCCGUUCUCAAUGAAUUGAUCGGAAUGACGGUGAUUGACAAAUGGAACAAAUUGGAACGCACCAACAUCGAAACUUUGAUUACCAUUCAAGUUCAUCAAAAGGAUGUUUCAGAAGAGCUUGCAAAGAAGAAGGUGAAGGAUCCACAGGAUUUUGAGUGGUUGAAGCAAGCACGAUGUUAUUGGAAGGUAGAGAAGGACUGGACGGUCAUUUCAAUAUGCGAUGUUGAUUUCGAUUAUUCACACGAGUAUCUUGGAUGCAAGGAGCGCCUCGUUGUCACUCCAUUGACAGAUCGAUGCUACGUGACACUCUCUCAAGCGAUCGGAAUGUUCCUAGGAGGAGCACCGGCUGGUCCUGCAGGAACUGGAAAGACCGAGACCACUAAGGACAUGGGACGAAUGUUAGGAAUUUUUGUUGUUGUUUUCAACUGCUCUGAUCAGAUGGACUACAAGGCAUUGGGCAAGAUUUACAAGGGUCUCGCCAUGGCUGGUUGCUGGGGAUGUUUCGACGAGUUCAAUCGCAUUGACUUAGAUGUUUUGUCAGUUGCUGCCUCUCAAGUAGCCUGUGUUUUGGCAGCACAACGAGAACGCAGCAAAGAGUUUGUGUUUACUGAUGGACAAACAGUUCAAUUGAGACCUGGAUGCAGUUAUUUCAUCACCAUGAAUCCUGGCUAUGCAGGAAGGCAGGAGUUGCCUGAAAACUUGAAAGCCUUGUUUCGUGGAGUUUGCAUGAUGGUUCCAGACUUCAUGUUGAUCAUCAGGGUGAAAUUAGCUGCAUGUGGAUACUAUGAGAAUCAGGUCAUUGCUAAGAAGUUUGACCUUUUGUACAAUUUGUGCAAGCUGCAGUUGACAAAGCAGACGCACUAUGACUACGGACUUCGAAAUAUCCUCUCUGUCUUAAGGACAGCUGGUAAAGUCAAGCGUGAGAACCUCAGUGCACCUGAGCCAUUCUUGAUGAUGCGAACACUACGUGACAUGAACAUGUCCAAGAUGAUUGCUGAAGACGUUCCUCUCUUCUUAUCUUUGAUUGAAGAUCUUUUUCCAAACAUUACUGCAGAGAAGGCCACCUUUCCACAGGUUGAGAGUGCAGCAGAAAACUAUGCAAAAGAGAAGAAUCUGCAAUGGAAAGAAGCUCCUGAAUGGGCGGGCAAGGUUGUGCAGGUUUUGGAGACCUACUUUGUAAGACAUGGGAUUGGAAUCGUUGGGCCCACUGGAGCUGGAAAGACUAUGGCGUUGGAAACACUCGCAGGGGCAUUGACGAUGACUGACGAGAAGCACGUCAUCUUGAAAAUGAAUCCUAAGGCUGUGACGGCUGCCCAGAUGUUUGGAAAGUUGGAUGCCACAACUGGAGAUUGGACAGAUGGAAUCUUUGCUGUGCUAUGGAGGAAAGGAACCAAGGCAAAGAACUCAAAGACUUGGAUUCUGCUCGAUGGUCCUGUAGAUGCAAUUUGGAUUGAGAACCUGAACACCGUGCUGGAUGACAACAAACUGCUCACUCUGGCGAAUGGUGAUAGAAUUCCGAUGACGCCUGAGAUGAAGGCAAUCUUUGAACCUGAGAACUUGAUGAAUGCCUCUCCAGCUACUGUUUCCCGCAUGGGAAUCAUCUUCUUCUCUAUCAGUGUCCUUGGAUGGAAGCCAUUGGCUCAGUCAUGGCUGCAGACGAGGAGAGAUAAGGAACAUCAGAUCUUGAGAAGUCUCAUAGACAAGUAUGUUGACCCCCUGUUUGAAUUCCUGUUCCGAGACUGCAAGGCUGUUAUGUACUCCACAGAGGGAAUAUACUUGAACAGUGCCUUCAAGAUAUUUGAAGAGUUAACUGCUCCUUUCAUCGACACCAAACAAAUCCUAUCCGAUGAACACAUGGAACGACUCUUCAUUUUUUCGCUGUGUUGGUCCCUUGGUGCCCUCCUGGAACUCUCGGAUCGUACCAAAUUCAAUGAGAAGUUGAUUGCAAUCGCAGAGAAUGCUCCGAAUCUUGACGAGGGCGAUACCUGUUAUGAAUAUUUGGUCGACGCGCAGGGAAAUUGGCAACAUUGGAGAACUAAAGUUGAGUCCUGGGAGUAUCCUCAGGAUCGUGAACCAAAGUUUGCAGAGCUUCUCAUUCCAACCUUGGACUCACUUCGAUACGAGUCGAUGCUUGCUACGUUGGUUCCAGCUGGAAAACCAGUUUUGUUCACUGGUGGUCCAGGAGUCUCGAAGACUGCAUGUAUCUUGAUGUAUCUUACAAACCUGAACGAGGAAAUCUACAACAUCAAGAUGACUCCGUUUUCUUUCGUCACAACUCCGAUGAUUUAUCAGAGGACUCUGGAGAGCACUGUAGAGAAGAGACAGGGAAGGACUUACGGACCACCUGGUGGAAAGAAGUGCGUCUUCUUCAUUGACGACAUCUCUAUGCCUGUCAUCAACAACUGGGGCGAUCAGAUCACAAACGAGAUAGUCAGGCAAAGCAUUGCCGAGGCUGGUCUUUACAAUCUCGAUAAGCCAGGUGAAUGGAAGGGCUUGGUGGACAUCUGUUACACAGCAGCUAUGACACAUCCAGGAGGAGGUAGAAAUGACAUCCCGAACCGUCUGAAACGUCAGUACUGUCUGUUCAAUGUAACAAUGCCAUCGUUGAUCGCUGUAGACAACAUCUUCGGAUCAAUUAUCCGUGGUCGCCUGUCCGAAUCGUCUGGAGUACCCAAAGCUGUGGCGAACCUUGCAUCGAAAUUGACAGAGGCUACCAUUCAGCUUUGGCAGAAAACUUCAAGUAAGAUGCUUCCAACGCCAGCGAAAUUUCACUACUUGUUCAACAUGCGAGAGCUUUCAAGAGUAUUUGCUGGAAUAUUUGAGGCCCCAAGAGAAACUGUCCGAGACGAAGUCUACCUUGUCAAGCUUUGGCGUCAUGAGUGCGAAAGGGUGUUCUCCGAUAAGCUCACGAAUCUUGCAGACAAGGAAUGGGAAAACAACUGUAUUUUAGAUGUAAUAGAAGAUGUUUUUGGAGGUGAGAUGAGAAGCAACGUUCAAGGGAUGUGUUAUUUCGUGAACUUUCUUGGUGAUCCGAUCAUCGAUGCGGAUGGAGUGGUCGAAGAUGAAAGACCAAAGCUUUAUGAGGAGGUGAAGGAUCGCGAGUUCGUGAAGAACAAGGCGUUAGAAUUCCAAUCAAAGCACAAUGAGGAGAACAAGGUUGGCAAGUUGGAGCUUGUCUUGUUCGAGUAUGCCUUGGAGCAUUUGAUGAGAAUCAAUCGAGUCAUUUGCAUGGAUCGUGGUUCAAUGAUGUUGGUUGGAGUUGGAGGAUCUGGAAAGCAAAGCCUUACAAGGCUUGCAUCCUUCAUAGCAGGAAAUUUCACUUUUCAGAUAGUAAUCACGAAACAUUACAACACUGGAAACCUUUUUGACGACCUGAAGCUGUUAUACAGGACUGCGGGAGUUCAAGGCAAGCCAGUCACUUUCAUUUUCACUGAUGCCGAAGUCAAAGAAGAAGGAUUUUUAGAGUACAUCAAUCAAAUCCUUUCCACAGGAGAGGUGUCAGGCCUGUUUGCAAAAGAUGAACAAGACACCAUCGUCGGGGAAAUGCGUCCAAUCGCAAAGAAAGAGGCAGGAAAGGGUUUCGUGGACUCAGCCGACAACCUUUGGAAGUAUUUCCGAGAUAGGGCGAGAAACAAUCUGCACGUGGUCUUGUGCAUGUCUCCGGUGGGAGAUUUGCUUUCAAGUCGCUGCAGGAAAUUCCCUGGGCUUAUCAACUGCACGACUGUCGAUUGGUUCCUUGCAUGGCCGGAACAAGGAUUGAGAGAUGUGUCAGAGUCGCUCAUCGGCAGGUUCGACAUGGCGUCCACAGCUGAAGUGAAAGCUGCUGUCAUCAAUCACAUGGGAACGGUUCAUAAGAUAGUUCAAGAUGCAACUCUUGAAUACUUCCAGAAGUUUCGAAGGAAUGUGUAUGUCACCCCUAAAUCUUACUUGUCAUUCAUCAAGAGCUACACAGACGUCUACAAACGAGAGAAAGACAAGGUAGACGUGUUGAAAAUCAAGAUCGACAAUGGUCUUGAGAAGCUCUUCCAAGCACAAGAUGAUGUCAAGAAAAUGAAAGUGGAAUUGGCGGCCGCUGAGGUUGUUCUGGCAGACUCUGUAAAGAAGUCAUCAGAGCUCAUGAAGGAGAUUUCAGUAGCCACGCAGGCAGCAGAAAAGGUUAAAUCCUCUGCCAAGGAGAUUGCAGAUGCUGCCAAUGAGAAAGCUACAACGAUUGGAGCUGAGAAGGCUGAGGUCGAACGAGAUCUCGAAGCGGCAAAGCCGGCCUUGCUUGAGGCAGAAGACGCCUUGAAGGCAAUCAAACCUGACGACAUCAAGAACCUCAAGAGCUUGAAGAACCCGCCUGUUGUCAUCAAGAUCAUCUUCGAUGGCGUGUUGAUCCUUAGACGCAGACAGAUGGGAGUGAACUGCUACAAGGAUAACUAUUCGGAAGCCUCCAAGAUGAUGAACGAAUCAUCCUUCCUCGCAGAUCUGCAGAACUUCCCCAAAGAAAGCAUCACUGACGAAGAUUGUGAGCUCCUCGCACCGUAUAUCCACCAUCAGCUCUUCACAGAGGAGAUGGCGGCAAAGGCUUCUGGCCUUGCUGUAGGUCUUUGCAAGUGGGUGAAAGCGAUGGAGACGUAUCACAUGAUCGCCAAGGUUGUGAUACCCAAGAUGGAUGCGCUGAGGCUCAAGGAGGCUGAGUUGGCCACUGCUAUGAAGAAGCUGGCAGCUGCAGAGGCUGAGCUGGAGAAAGCUCAGAGCGAGACAGACAAGCUGCAACAGAAGUUCGAUGAAGCCAUGUCAGAGAAGCAACGGCUGCAGGAAGAGGCUGAUACCACCAAGAGAAAGAUGGAUGCUGCUACUCAGCUCCUCAACGGCUUGGCCGGAGAACGAGACCGAUGGACUCAGCAGUCUGCUGAUUUUGCAGAUCAGAUAGCAAGGUUGGCUGGUGACAGCGCCAUCGCCUGUGGGUUCAUGUCGUACACGGGGCCUUUCAACAAGACCUUCCGAGAUCUUCUCUUGGGCACGCUCUUCCUCGAAGACAUCAUGUCCAAGAACAUCCCUGUGACGAAGAACCUCUCUGUUACCACCAUGCUCACAGAUGAAGCCACAACUGGCCAGUGGAAUCUCCAGGGACUCCCUACCGAUGAUCUGUCGAUCCAGAAUGGUAUCCUGACCACCACGGCUUCGAGAUAUCCUCUCAUGGUGGAUCCCCAAGGUCAGGGCUUGACUUGGAUCAAGAACAAAGAAUCGAGCAACGAUUGUAAAGAAACUAGCUUCGUCGACAAGAUGUUCAGGACACAUCUCGAAGACUGCAUGUCCUACGGCAAGCCUCUUCUGCUCGCGAAUGUCGAAGAAGAACUGGAUCCAGUUCUAGAUCCCGUUCUCGACAAGGCAUUCCAAAGGAAAGGCAAGGGAUACAUCGUGGCUCUAGCCGACAAAGAAUGCGAUGUCGAACCGGAAAAGUUCAAACUGUACGUGACCACCAGGCUUGCGAACCCUCACUUCACUCCCGAGUUGUCUGCAAAGGUGACGGUCAUCGAUUUCACUGUUACGAUGAAGGGGCUCGAAGACCAGCUGCUAGAUCGUGUCGUUCAGUUCGAGAAACCUGAGCUGCAGACAGAGCGAACAAAGUUAAAGACGGAAGUGAAUGAUUACAAGGCUAAGAUCAUGGAGCUUCAAGAUGACCUGCUUUAUCGUCUAGCAAACUGCGAGGGAUCCUUGUUGAACGACGAGGACAUCAUUGACGUGCUCAACAUCACCAAGAAGACUUCUGCGGAAGUGACGGAGAAGUUGAAGAACGCGGGCGAGGCUGAAGAAAGGAUCCGCGCAGCUUGUGAGGAGUAUCGUCCCAUCGCUGCCCGGGGAUCAAUCAUCUACUUCUUGAUCGCAGAGAUGAGCGUUGUGAACCCCAUGUACAACACGUCUCUCGCUCAGUUCAUCCAGGUGUUCCAGCUCUCCAUGGUCCAGUCAGAGAAGGCUGCCAUCCCAGCCAAGAGGAUCACCAACGUGGUGGAGGAGUUGACGUUCCGAACCUUCCUGUACGUCUGCAGAGGCUACAUGGAGAUCCACAAGAAGAUCUACACGCUGCUCCUUGCGCUGAAGCUGCAGCUGCAGGCCGAGCUCAUCAACCAGGAUCACUUCUCCUGCUUCGUGAAGGGCGGAGCGGCCCUCGACAUCAACGCCGUGAAGAAGAAGCCCAAGGAGUGGAUCCCCGACCAGGUCUGGCUCAACAUCAUCCAGCUGAGCAUGUCGAUCCCAUUGUUCAAGGAGCUCGCUGACAUUGUGACUCGCAACGAGAGCCUGUGGAAGCAGUGGUACGACCAGGAGGCCCCCGAGGCCGUCCCUGUCCCCGACAUCGACGACCGACUCGACAAAGUGAACAAGAUGCUGCUAGUGCGAAGCAUCCGAACCGACCGAACGAUGAUCAGUGCUGAAGAGUACAUAGAAGAGGCGAUCGGGAAGAAGUUCACCGACACUUACCCCCUCAAUCUCGAGCAGACCCAUCAGGAUAUCUGCGAGCUCGUGGACAGCCCAGAGCGCGUUCCCGUCAUCUUCGUCUUGACUCCCGGGUCCGAUCCGACUGAGCUUGUGAUCGCGCUGGCCAAGAAGAAGAAGAAGGAGGUGCUCUCGGUCUCCAUGGGCCAGGGUCAGGAGAUCGUUGCCCGACGAUACAUCGAGCAGUGUGUGGCCAACGGUGGUUGGGUGCUGCUGCAGAACACCCACUUGGGGCUCAAGUACCUGGUGGAGCUCGAGCAGACCAUCGGCAAGCUCGAGGAGAUCGAGUCUGAGUUCAGGGUGUGGAUCACAGCAGAACCUCACAACGGCAUCCCCAUCGGCCUCCUCCAGAUGUCCAUCAAGAUCACCAACGAAGCUCCUGUCGGCAUGCGCGCAGGCAUGAAGAGGUCGUACGCCUGGAUCACCCAAGACACCCUGGAUGCUGUUCCUCGCAUCGAGUGGCGAACGCUGCUCUGGGUCCUGUGUCACCUACACAGCGUGGUGCAGGAGAGGAGGAAGUUUGGAGCCAUCGGCUGGACGGUCCCUUAUGAGUUCAACCAGUCUGACCUGAGCGCCUGCACCAACUUCCUGCAGAAUCAUAUCCUGGACAUGGACGCUAAGAAAGCCAAGGAGGUGACAUGGUCCACAGUCCGGUACAUGAUCGCUGAGAUCCAGUACGGAGGAAGGAUCACCGAUGACUGGGAUAGGAGGCAGAUGAACACUUUUGCUGAGAAGUUCUUCUGCAACGCCGUGCUCGAGCCCAACUACAGCUUCCUCAAGGGCUACACCAUCCCGCAGGGGACGGACAUUAACUUGUUUCGGGAGCACGUUAACUCCUACCCGGCGACUGACAGCCCUGAGGUGUUCGGUCUCAACAUGAACGCCGAUCUUGUCUUCAGAGUCGACAACGCCGAGAAGGUGUUUGCAACUAUCCUUGAGACACAACCCAAGGGCGGCGGCGGUGGCAGUGGCAAGUCGAGGGAGGAGGUUGUGACCGAGCUGUGCAAAGACCUUCUCUCCAAGUUGCCGGCUAACUUCAACAUGAACGAGAUCAAGUCCUCGUUGAAGAAGGCCGGGGAAAGCAAGCCCGUCAACAUCUCCCUUCGGCAGGAGAUCGACGUGUUGCAGAAGGUGAUGACAGUCGUCCGCAGCACUCUCAAUAACUUGCAGCUUGCGAUCGACGGCACCAUCGUUAUGUCGGACGACCUUGCCUCUGCUCUCGACUCGCUCUCCAACGCCAAGGUUCCCCCCACGUGGCUGCGAGGCGCCUGGUUCUCCCCUACCGUCGGCAUUUGGUUUCAGAGCCUGAUCAACCGCUUCGAGCAGUGGGAUAGGUGGAUCAAGGGCGGCCGACCCAAAUCCUACUGGCUUCCCGGCUUCACCAACGGCCCAGGUUUCCUGACGGCCUGCCGCCAGGAAGUGACCCGAUCGCAUUCGGGCUGGGCCCUCGAUGACGUGGCAGUGUUCACCGAGGUGACCAAGCACGACCCUGAGGACGUGAAGGAGUCGCCAUCGGAGGGAGUCUACAUCCAUGGAAUGUACCUCGACGGGUGCGGAUGGAGCAAGAAGGAGAGCAAACUGGUAGAGGCUCCUCCUAAGAUCCUCUUCAUCCCGCUGCCUUGCAUGUGGGUCACUGCCGUACAAAAGGCGAACAAGAAGGUUGACUACAUGGUCUACGAGUGCCCCGUGUAUGAGCGGAAAGAUCCAAGGAAGCGCGGCAUGACGGCUGCUCAGCCCAACUUCGUGUUCGCUCCUGAGAUCAGGACUGAGGACCCACCGUCCAAGUGGAUUCUUCGCGGAGUUGCGCUCCUGACGUACUACGGAGAGUAAGGGGACGAUGGAGGAGAAGAAAGACGAUAAUGGGAUAACAUGUGUAGAGGAUUGAUUUGAAUAAAUGAAGUUUAUCUUCC